AUGGACGGCGGCCCGAACCGCAGCGCUCAGGCGCGUGACGGCGACGCUCAGUUCCGCUACGACCUUAGUCAUGCCAUAUACGGCAGUUUCCCGUCAUGCGCAGCAGCCAUGCCGUCCCAACCAUCGCGUGCCCCCUCGCCGCACUCGCCCUCAAAAACACCAGCCAGGCCCAAGCCCGCGCUCCCAGCCGACUUCCAUCUCUACCGCCCCCAAAACAUCCUAAUCCGCAACAACGCCGCCCCGACCUGGCUGCCCUACCUCGCCCGACGCACUCGGCCCGGCCACGCUCCACACAUGGACAUCCACCAGAGCGUCUGCCUCAAUUUCCGCUCUCCAUGCGACGACUCGACUGAAUCCGAACUCUGGAUCCUGCCCGAACUCGACGACUGGGAAGCCGACGACUCGGACACGGACCUCGAUGCCUCACAGCCACCCUCACGGCCAGCUGCCUCUUCCCCGCCAACCCCCGAGCGCCACCAAUCUCCACGCGCAAACGAAAAGCAGUGGUCCAUCUACCUCCACCGCGCCGCCAAAUCCAAUCUCGAGCGUCUGCGUGCCCGCCUCGAGGGCGACGGCUGGCACUUUAUCGGCGCUCGAUGCGGCGACCCCAUCAAGGAUCUGCACAAAUCUUCGUGCCAGAGCGACGAGAGGCUGGACGAGGAAUUCGACGUCGUUGUCUUGUCUGCUGUGCGGGCGAGUUGCUGA
This is a messenger RNA of Exserohilum turcica Et28A, 705 nucleotides long. RefSeq lists its product as uncharacterized. NCBI's taxonomy places the organism in Eukaryota, Fungi, Ascomycota, Dothideomycetes, Pleosporales, Pleosporaceae. The transcript has a single exon. Bases 1 to 705 code for a protein of 234 amino acids. The record is from RefSeq and is a predicted model, not a curated record.